This is a messenger RNA of Neoarius graeffei (lesser salmon catfish), 2902 nucleotides long. It is a transcript of the gene bcl10, whose product is annotated as BCL10 immune signaling adaptor. Bases 73 to 921 code for a protein of 282 amino acids. Gene Ontology annotation, cellular component: CBM complex; cytosol. The transcript is spliced from 3 exons. NCBI's taxonomy places the organism in Eukaryota, Metazoa, Chordata, Actinopteri, Siluriformes, Ariidae. Gene Ontology annotation, biological process: adaptive immune response; positive regulation of extrinsic apoptotic signaling pathway; canonical NF-kappaB signal transduction. Gene Ontology annotation, molecular function: transcription coactivator activity; NF-kappaB binding; kinase activator activity. The record is from RefSeq and is a predicted model, not a curated record.
UCAUCGCGUCGGUGCGCUCAAUCCGGAAGUGCGGAGAGAAGUUACUUCACUUUCGAGCGUCGUGUGCCUUUAAUGAAGUUUAACUGUAAACGAGUAAAGCAAGUUAAUACUCAAUGCGCUUUAAUUCUUGUUUUAAAUUUGCUAUUUAAACUGAGACUGAGUAGUUUGAGCAGAAUGGAUAUGCCUCACCUGACGGAAGACGAAAUGGCCGAAGUGAAGAAGAAUGCUCUGGAGUCUCUUCGUCCAUACCUGGUAGAGAAGCUGCUUGCAGAGAGGCACUAUGAUUACCUGCGCUCGAAGAAGAUCCUGACACGAGAGGACACGGAGGAAAUCAACUGCAGGAGCACACGGGGAAAACGCGCCGGUAAAUUACUCGACCUCAUCGCUGAGAACCCGCGAGGUCUGGACACACUGAUUGAGUCAAUCCAGCGCUGCCAAACACUCAACUUCAUCAUCGCCAAGAUCACUGACGAGGUGCAACGGUGCAAGAACGAGAAGAUUGAGGCACUCAGAGCAGCGGGUGUGUCCAACUCAACUUCAAAGGACACAUCCGGAGCCACAAACAACCUGUCGAAGGCAGACUUCUAUGAUUACGAUAAGUGCUCCACUGUUUGUCUCCACCCUGAUGGGGAACGAAGUCCCGCCUCUUCUGUAAUGAGCAGCUCUAUGAACCUCUCUUUUGCUGUGAAUCAGCAGAGGGGGCAGGACUGCAUGUCAGUGAGUGGCGUUGCUAGCCUAACGACAUCAUCCAGCCUUCCCAGGCCUGGUGAUCCUGGAGCCCCACCUCUUCCUAAUGACAUCACUGUGGAAGACCAGGAUGCAGAAGCAGGUGCUUGUGGGAGCACAGGAAGCAGUGGGGAUGCGAACUUUCUGCCGCUCCGCUCCCGUUCCUUAAACCUGUCUGUUGAUAAUGCACUCUGAGAGUUAAAAUACAAUCGCUGUGUUUCAGUCCUGUUUUUUAACACACUCUUGUUGACUUCCUCUGUGUUUCACAACUGUGCACUCCUUUCGAGCAAACACACACAAAUGUGAUGGAGCUAAAAUAAUUUAUCUGGAAAUUUAAGUUACAUUCAAAUGGAAGUUAUUUCUAGCAGACAGGGCAGGGUUUUUGCUUCACAGCUCCAGAGUCCCAGGUUUUAGUAUCUUCUGUGCUGAGAUUCACAUGUCCUUCCUGUGUUUUAUCUGGGUUUCCUCCAGGUUCUCUGGAUUGGCUAUGCUAAAGUGUCUUUACGUUUGCGUGAGCAUCUGACUGUGUGUGUGUGUUGUUGUGUGUGUGUGUGUGUGCGUGCAUGCACGAUGCCUUGCAAUAGACUGGCGUCCCACCUGAGGUGAUUCGUGCCACCUUGUGUUUCCAGCUGGUGAUUGGCUUUUACCUUGAACAGGAUAAAGUGCGAACUGAAGAAGGAAUGAAUUCAUUUAUUGCUAUUUAAACUUCAGCUACUUCCACUGUUCUGUAAAAAUGGCAGUAAAUUUGGUUCCUGAAGUCGACAGUGAUGGGCAGGAGAAAUAGCUGAGGGGAAGUGUACGAGGGGAAGUGUUAAAAACAGGAAUGAAACAUGGCUGCUGGUGAUGGCAUGGUGGCAGUGUUCUCAGGGAUCCAUGUAAGGACCAGAUUAAUGUAGUAAAUCCAGGUUUGGACUGAUUAACAAUUGUGUUCCACCUGACCAAUCCCAACCCUAUUUUCUGGGCCCUCUAAUAAGUGCUUACCAACAUUUUCCAUCACCUUUACUACAGUCAAACGUUCAGCAGUUUAACAGGCUAGUGUUUUCUGAGGGCAUGUUUUUAAUUUGAAUCUCCAAAUGUCUGAGGUAUCAUCCAACACCUGACAGAAAUAAUAAUGACCAGAAAAACCCACACAAGGUCCAUCAAGGCCACUGUUUUGCAUGAUGUAUACAUUAUUCAGUCAGUAAUAAACAUUUAUAGAUGUCACACAUGGCGGCACGGUGGUGUAGUGGUUAGCGCUGUCGCCUCACAGCAAGAAGGUCCGGGUUCGAGCCCCGUGGCCGGCGAGGGCCUUUCUGUGCGGAGUUUGCAUGUUCUCCCCGUGUCCGCGUGGGUUUCCUCCGGGUGCUCCGGUUUCCCCCACAGUCCAAAGACAUGCAGGUUAGGUUAACUGGUGACUCUAAAUUGACCGUAGGUGUGAAUGUGUGUGUGAAUGGUUGUCUGUGUCUAUGUGUCAGCCCUGUGAUGACCUGGCGACUUGUCCAGGGUGAACCCCGCCUUUCACCCGUAGUCAGCUGGGAUAGGCUCCAGCUCGCCUGCGACCCUGUAGAACAGGAUAAAGCGGCUGGAGAUAAUGAGAUGAGAUGAGAUGUCACACAUUACUUUUCUAAUAAAUAAUUACAUUACAGAGGAAUAUGUGGAUGUCAGUAAAAAAAAAAAAAUCAUGAAUUCUGUCAGGAAUUAGCUGCAGAAACAAAAGUGAGUCUCCAGAAGAGCUACAGAUUCUCCAGGAUGUUUAUAAAAAAAAUGGACAAUUUCCUUAUAAAAUUGUACAAAGGCAUACCUGAGAUUACUGAUGCUUUUCUAAAAGUAAAGGGAUUCAAUUUUUUUUCAAUUCAGUACCUCAUUGUAUCAAAAUAUACAUUAAACUGACUGUAAAACAUAUACAUUAACGGUCAACAAACACACUUCGUAUGUACAAACAAAUAUGAUGAAGCUACACAUCUCAGUGUCUCACCAUCAUAACUCCUGUAUAAAAUGAACACAUUAUUCAGUCUUCUCCUGAAAUCAGUAAUCCACUGUGUUUUACAGCCAGGUGCACUGCACUGUGUCAACGAUUUUACUCAUUCAAUGAGCCCAACGUGGAAAGGUGCCUUCCUCACAUGUGUAACUUAGCCUCAUGGAGUAUCUACUUUUUCAUAUCUAUGUUUUUUAAAUUAAAAUAUGACUUGACCAAUAA